Messenger RNA from Tinamus guttatus (white-throated tinamou), 558 nucleotides. NCBI's taxonomy places the organism in Eukaryota, Metazoa, Chordata, Aves, Tinamiformes, Tinamidae. The record is from RefSeq and is a predicted model, not a curated record.
ACCUUUGUCUUCAUGAUGGGAGAAAACAUCAGCAUGGCUGUUAAGAUCCGUGUUUCUCCUGGAGCGAGGAUUUAUCAAGGCUGAGAGACUCUGGAUUAUCCUUAACCUUCUGUGAAAUACGUAGGCAGCUCCCUCUGCCCCCGUUGUGAGUGGUCCUGAGUGCAGAUACCAAGAUGGCAUCCAGCCUCACCUGUGCUGGCAUGAUCUGGGCCUUCCUCUCCUUCCUCUGCGCUGCUGCCUCCUGCGUGGGGUUCUUCAUGCCCUACUGGCUCUUGGGGUCUCAGCUGGAGAAGUCGGUUUCCUUUGGCACUUUCCGGAGGUGUUCAUACCCUGUGCGGGACGAGAGCCUCCAGACGACCGUGAUGGUGGAGCAGUGCGGCCGCUACGCCUCCUUCCAGGCCAUCCCCAGCACCGAGUGGAGGAUCUGCACGGUGGUGACGGGGCUGGGCUGCGGGCUGCUCCUCCUGGUGGCCCUGACGGCGCUCAUGGGCUGCUGUGUGUCUGAGCUCAUCUCCAGGAACGUGGGCAGGAUGGCAGGAGGCAUCCAGUUCCUGGGGG